AUGCAGCCGUUGUUUCUCUCGAAUAACGCCGAUGUGAGCCGCAAGCGUGCUCCCUGCCAACGAGAGGAUAUUGCAACCCAGCCGCGGUCCCAGGUCCAACUGACAGGUCCACCGAUUGAGCCUCGAGUUUGCCCAGACAACUUGGAGGAGAGCUUACCUCACGACACGCAAAGUGAAGAGCUUCGAAGGCGAAGCCGAACUACCAGUGUCGCUUGA
Messenger RNA from Penicillium canariense, 216 nucleotides. RefSeq lists its product as uncharacterized. The transcript is spliced from 2 exons. The record is from RefSeq and is a predicted model, not a curated record. The coding region runs from base 1 to 216 and encodes 71 amino acids. NCBI's taxonomy places the organism in Eukaryota, Fungi, Ascomycota, Eurotiomycetes, Eurotiales, Aspergillaceae.